This is a messenger RNA of Tachysurus vachellii, 2803 nucleotides long. RefSeq names its product UBAP1-MVB12-associated (UMA) domain containing 1 (gene umad1). The transcript is spliced from 4 exons. Lineage: Eukaryota; Metazoa; Chordata; Actinopteri; Siluriformes; Bagridae. The coding region runs from base 211 to 714 and encodes 167 amino acids. The record is from RefSeq and is a predicted model, not a curated record.
AAUAAAGCCAUGCGCAUGCGCAGUGUCAUUCAACGUGACAUUUGUAAACAAAAACUUGAGCUGUCAAAGUGACAACUUCUCUCACGUACCGUUUAUAUCGACAAAACAUGAGGAAACAUGAUGUAAUUAAAUUACAGCACGUGUUGUUUCUGUUGCUGAUUUUUUAUUUUAUUUGUUAAAAACACAGCAACAACAAAAAAGUCACGCAAGAUGUUCAAUUUCUUUGGACUUCGGAAGGACUCCAAAAAGGGCACAACACCCGAGAGAGAGACUGACGGGUUUGUUAUGGUUGGAGAGACGGCUGACGAGCAGAGAGCGAAACAGCAAUCAAGAUCCACACCACAAUUCACCACCAAUGUCAUUGUACAGCCUUCAAAGCCGUCUAGUUCAGCGGUGAACAAAACCCCGGAAGCCUUCCAGCCCUCUCCAGCAAUUACUACCUCAGAAGCGGAGAAGACGGAGGGUGACCCGGGUCACGCUGAUCCUUUCAGAGACAUCCCCUUCACCCUAGCUCCUCACAUCCUCACCGUGCAGGCCAGCCUGUCUCAGCUGUCUCAGGUUCCUGACUUCAACCUGCCCCAAGACAUCAACGAGCAUCUGGCCAACUUCAGCUACGACUUCACGCUGGAGAAAUCGGUGCAGUCGGCGCUGUCGCCUCCGACCCCUGACCCCCGAUCAGCCCCUCAAACUUCAGAGUUUACACGGCAGGAAUAGCAGAUCACCAGGUGACGUCUAACGACGCAGAGUAUCUUUAUAGAAGGAAAUAAAGUUUGUUUGAAGCUACACUGUAGUGUAUUUUUCCCACACAUCAUGCUGUAACGCGUCUCGUUCUCUGGUUCCGCUUGCUUUUUUUUUUUUGAUCAGCUCACAUCUUCACCUGAUCUUGUUCACAGAUAUCCAGUAAAACAUUCUCUUGAAGAUGUCUAGAGAAGACAUAUAUGACCAGAACAAGACAUUUAAUCUCUUUAAAAAGUUUUGAUUGAAAAUAUCAUUUCAUCAUAUGUUCAUUUCAUUGUUAGCUUUGAAAUGUUCUGACUUGAGCAGAUUCUGUCCCAGCUGAUUGUCCCAAAAGUCUCCCAGAAGUUUCCACACAAUCCAGAGGAGGAAUUCCUUUUUUUUUUUUUUUUUUUUUGUGAAAUGUCUUCCAAGCUGACGAAAGGUCGAGAUGGACUUCAACAGGAAACAUGGCCAUCACACACGACACACACAUCACACACAUACACAUGACACACACCUCACACACAUACAGUACACACAACACACACAUCACACACAUACACAUGACACACACACAUACACAUGACGCACACCUCACACACAUACACAUGACACACACCUCACACACAUACAUGACACACACCUGACACACAUACACAUGACACACACCACACAAACGACACACAGACACACCUCACACAGACAACAUACACACACACCUAACAUAAACACAUACACACACAAAACAAACACCUCACACACACACCAUAUACACACACAUACAACACGCACACAUACACACACACACAUAACACACAUCACACACACAAUAUAUACACACACCUCACACAGACCACAUCCACACACAGAAAACACACAGCCCACACACGACACACAACUCACACACGUUCACAAACGACACACACACCUCACACACAGACAACAUACACACACAACACGCACACAGACACAAAACUCACACCUCACACACAUACACAAACACACAAAGCACAGAUCACACACACCUCACACACACAACAUACACACACAUUUGACAAACACACACACACAAACCUAGCAUGCACACACACAAAACACACACAUCACACAUGACACACACCUCACACACUGCAUACAUUGCACAUCUCACACACCAGACACAAUAUUUAUGAAAAGGUGCCAGUCACAUACAGGAUGUUUUGUUUAUGUCUCCUUAGACAUUUGGGACAUGCUGCAGUUUUCAUGAGGUUUUUUUUUAUUUAUUUAUUUUUUGUUUGCACUGUUGAGCUCGUUUCAGUUCUGUAGCUUUUGUAUUUUUACAAAACUUCAACAGAACUUCACUGAAACAUCAGCUGCUACUGGGUACUGGGUUUGGUUUGUGGUGUUUAUUUCUUAUUUCUUUUUCUGUUUGUGCCUUUUUUCUUUGCAGGGUUGAAAGAAACUUGAUUCGAAAUCCUAGACAUUUAUCAGGUUUAUCUUCCAAAACAUUUGCUCUUUGCUGAUGAUGUUGCAUAAAGAACCAGCUGUUAGAAGCAAAAGUUUUAACUUCAUGAAUUUUCCACUCAGGCCAAAUGUAGUGGCUAAAGUAGUAGCACAAAACCGAAGCAGUUGAUGCUAAUGGUAUGAAGUUUAUGUAGCUAAACACGCUAAAUCAUCAUAGCCUUAAACUACCAUUUGGCUCAGUUACAAAGACGUUACAAAAAUAUGACAUCAUAGGAAUUACUUCCAACUGUUUACCCCCUGUUUACUUGUACAAUGCUACAUUUGUAGCUAGGCUUCAUUCUCUCGUUAGCUUUAUUAGCCUCAGCUAAACUCGAGCGAAGUCCAGACGCGUCUUCGCUCAUCUUUUGCAUUUAGGCUGAAAGGAAAAAUUGUUAGAAUAUUUAUGGGACUUUAAUUCCAUACCAAAAGAUUAAACUUGAAAACUCACUUUGUAACGAAAGAAACUGUGUUUAAAUGUUGAAGCGGUGUCACAUGUGCAUGAUUUUCUGUCAUUUAAGCUUACGUAUUUAGAGAUAAUCAGAGGGUGCCAAUAAUUUUGUGUUGAAAAUGAGCAUCAUUUGAUUAAAGAUCUUUUGAUAUUUGA